This is a messenger RNA of Ictalurus punctatus (channel catfish), 2096 nucleotides long. RefSeq lists its product as uncharacterized. The record is from RefSeq and is a predicted model, not a curated record. Bases 258 to 1241 code for a protein of 327 amino acids. NCBI's taxonomy places the organism in Eukaryota, Metazoa, Chordata, Actinopteri, Siluriformes, Ictaluridae. Gene Ontology annotation, molecular function: metal ion binding; mRNA binding. The transcript has 2 exons.
GCUGCCCUACAGUUCAAACCCACCCUUUAUGGGAGAGUCUGCAGGAGGAAAGCUGUGCUUGCUUUGUUCAGGAAGUGAAAAAAAAGAAAAGAAAAGAAAAAUACAAUGCCCGUGCUCAGGCAGACCCUGGAAGCCAGAUCUCCAAAGCUGACCCCAUAUCUCAUUAGAGGAGUUUCUGAAGUUUAUUACGAGUGGAUGGCCCUCGUGGAAGUGAAGGAAGAGAGCUCUACAAGUUGGGGCAACUUUUAAAUCUAGACAUGGGCGAGCUGCCAAAGACUUCUGCACCUCCUACAUCAGCGGUGGGAUAUCCAAAGCCCGGAUCCAUAACUUCUAACAGCUGGGCACAAACCAAAGAACUCCCUCUGCCGUCACGAUGGAACAAGAUGGGUUUCUGGUCCGAGCGUGCCGUCAGUAUGGUGGAGGGCGAGACGGGAGGUCUGGGCUGGGCAUGUGACAAACCCGGGUCCGUGUCGAGCGCUGCGUCUUUCGCCGGCUCCACGUCGUGUGUGUCUUCCAGCACCGCUUCUUCACGCUAUAAGACUGAACUGUGUCGCACGUUCACAGAAAGAGGCACGUGCAAAUACGGGAGCAAGUGCCAGUUCGCCCACGGAGCCGAGGAGCUACGCGGCAUCAACCGCCACCCUAAAUACAAGACCGAACCGUGUCGCACGUUCCAUUCCAUCGGUUUCUGUCCGUACGGCAUCCGCUGCCACUUCGUUCACAACAACGAUGACGACGCACACCUCCGCCCUCGCCAGCCCUCUCUUCCUACAACUACCCAGCGUCCACCUCUCCUAAAACAGAGCUUCAGCUUCGCCGGCUUUCCUUCCAACCCCUUACCUCUGGAUCGUCCCUUUUCUCAGUCGUCGUUCCUCGGCAUGCCGUCUGCCUCGCCGCCUUCCUCGGGCACCGUCUCUGACCUCCUGGCCAUGGCGUUCCCAGAGUUCCUGCCCUCGCAUGACUCUGGCUGCUCCAGCGGUGAGCCGACUCCCACCACCUCGCCCUCUCAGAUGGCGCCUGGUGUACCUGACCAAAGUUUCAGCGUCUCACUGGGCACGCGGAGUCUGUCGCUCACGUCGCUCUCGGACCACGAGGGACGUUGUAGCAGCUCCGCCAGUAGCCUGAGUGGCUCCGAUUCGUCUUCGGCUAACGACAGCGCCGCCAAGAGGCUGCCCAUCUUCAGUCAGCUGUCUGUGCCUGAUGGUUUCUACAGUGAAGGCAGUUCAAGUUUCUUCCUUUAGAACCGUAGUUCUCGUUCUCGCACGGUUCCUGAUCUCGAUGAUCGAUUCUGCUAUCGUUUAGACAAUUUUGUAUUCGAGCUCAGUGUGAAGAUUGUACAUGCACCAUAUAAAGAAAUAUGUGGAGGAAUGCGUUUUUCUCUUCUUUUCCAUUUCCCUUCUUUCUUCAUGUUCUCCAGUUCAUGAUCCCAAUGUAAGUCUGAGAAAAGAUGGAAGUUGAAUUGUGGGUUUGGAGUGAAACACUGUCUGUAAUCAGUAUUUAAAUUGGCUGCUGGUUAAAAGCAUUUAUUUAAAAAGGAAAAAAAAAAAAGAGCGCGCGAGAGAAAAAAGCCAAAGAAUUUGACUCUUUUUGUAUGAAUGAUGAAUGUUCCAUAGAUUCAGUGUUUUCUCUCGAUCUACUGAGAUGAAUCUCUCUCAUGUCACCUGUACAGAACUCUUGUUUCGGACAUGUUUCUUCUAGAAACUGCUGCAGUUAAGAAACUGUUUUUGUGUGUUCUUCGAAUUCUGUUGGGCAGCAGAGGAUUAGUUGGUUUUCAGAAGAAAGUCAGUCUUGUGAUAUUCUGUAGGGAUUUUAAUUUAAAUUGUGAUUAGGUGUAUUUGUGUGUGAGGAUUAAGUGACUCCCCCUUCUUUUUUUUUUUUUUUUUUUUUUUAAACAUGGUUCUGAUGGGUAUUUUUUCAAGCCUUCCAUGUUCCAUAUAGAGUUGAUGCAUCAUCCCAGCAGCUUGAAUACUUUUUUUUUUUUUUUAUAUAUAUUUAUUUUAUUGUAUUUAUAGAAGACGUUUCAUGUUUUGUGUUAAGUUUAAUAUAUUUUUUUCUCUCCAGUUUUGUACUGAAAAUAAAACUUUUUUUUACAAGUA